Molecule: messenger RNA, 2737 nt
Organism: Achroia grisella
Lineage: Eukaryota; Metazoa; Arthropoda; Insecta; Lepidoptera; Pyralidae
Gene: HisCl1
Product: glycine receptor subunit alpha-2
Exons: 9
Coding region: 240-1544 (434 amino acids)
Biological process (GO): signal transduction; chloride transmembrane transport; chemical synaptic transmission
Cellular component (GO): membrane; neuron projection; synapse
Molecular function (GO): transmembrane signaling receptor activity; chloride channel activity; extracellular ligand-gated monoatomic ion channel activity
Source: RefSeq, a predicted model, not a curated record
UAUAUGUGACAGUGAUUUUUUUUUGUCAUUAACUUGAGUGAAUAUUAACAUUAUUAAAACUAAUUAGGAGAUUUUAGAUAUUUAUUACAUUAAAUGGCAUUUGGAGAUUUCUUGUGGAAAUGGAAUAUAGUGUUGCGGCAUUAAACCUGUGAUAAACAGCAAGUAAAUUAUAAUGGAAUUUAAAUAAUAUAAAAGGAGACUCAUUUAAAUAAAAUAAAUAUGUAUAAAUAAGAGAUCAAAUGUUUGUGAAAGUGAUUCACGAUAAUAAGGGACGCAAGAUGAACUUAGCAGUGAUAUUAGUGUCUAUGUUUUUAUGUAAAACUGAAGCUGGAAGAGUGCAAGCCGCUGUUAGCUUUCUAACAAACGCAUCAUAUCAAGAGAUAGAACUGAAGUCGGAGUCAAGUCUAUCACUCCGCGACAUUUUGCCGGUCAAAGCCAAGUACUACGAUAAAAAUAGGGCUCCCAAACUGUUGGGACAGCCCACCAUAGUCUACUUCCACGUUACUGUACUCUCACUGGACUCCAUCAACGAGGAAAGUAUGACAUACGUAGCAGACAUCUUUCUGGCACAAUCCUGGCGAGACCCCCGGCUCCGGUUACCAGAGAACAUGCAUGAAGAGUACCGAAUCCUGGACGUUGAAUGGUUGAACAGCAUCUGGAGACCGGACUGCUUCUUCAAAAAUGCAAAGAAGGUCACCUUUCAUGAAAUGAGCAUACCCAAUCAUUAUUUGUGGUUGUACCACGACAAAACGCUUCUUUAUAUGUCGAAGCUUACCCUGGUGCUGUCAUGUGCAAUGAAGUUUGAGUCGUACCCUCAUGAUACUCAGAGCUGUUCUAUGAUGAUUGAGAGCUUAUCACAUACGGUACAUGAUCUGGUGUUCAUAUGGAACCUAACUGAUCCAUUGGUGGUCAACCCGGACAUCGAACUGCCACAACUCGAUAUCUCAAACAACUACACAUCGGACUGUACCAUUGAAUAUUCUACAGGCAACUUCACCUGCCUAGCCGUUGUGUUUAAUCUACGCCGUCGUUUGGGCUACCACCUGUUCCACACCUACAUACCUUCCGCUCUGAUCGUCGUCAUGUCCUGGAUUUCAUUCUGGAUCAAACCCGAGGCUAUUCCUGCUAGAGUCACACUGGGAGUCACCUCAUUGUUGACUUUAGCGACGCAAAAUACGCAAUCCCAACAAAGUCUUCCGCCGGUUUCUUACGUAAAAGCUAUCGAUGUGUGGAUGUCAUCGUGCUCCGUUUUCGUGUUUCUCUCCUUGUUCGAAUUUGCUGUAGUCAACAAUUACAUGGGACCCGUAGCUACUAAAGCCAUGAAGGGUUACUCCGAUGAAGAUCUGUCCAGAGACUUGGAUGCUUUUAAGCAUAUAUUCCCAAACCCAGUGGACCCACGCGCCAGUACCUCAGCAUCGAUACCACAAUACGAGACUUUCUGUAAUGGCAGAGAGACAGCCGUCUACAUAGACAGAUUCUCACGAUUCUUUUUUCCCUUCUCAUUCUUUAUACUCAACGUUGUCUAUUGGUCUACGUUUUUGUAGAUUAUUAUUACUUUUUAAGUAUAUGUAAGUUGUAAGGCACGAUUUACAUUAUCCAAUCUGCAGUGCAUUGCUGUCAUCAUUGUAAGUACUGUCAGUGUGAGCACCAUUCUUUCUGCCUCGCUUUACAUUAUUGUAAAUUUAUGUGAGGUCUCUUAGUUAAUUAGCUCUCUUAAUUUGCAACGUCAGGUCUUUUCGUAAUGACUUCGUCAUAGUAAACGGUAAAAUGCUGAAAUUGUAUUAACUUCAUAUAGCAUAGAAAUAAUAAAGAAAAUAUUGUAGUAUAUUGUAUACAUUUAUCCGACUUCCAAAAGGUUGACUGAGUGAAAAUAAUUUUAUGUAAUAAGGCGUCUUUUUAAACGUAUUUUAUUUGUUUUUAUAUUACUGGAAUGGUAUAUAAGUUGAUGAUCUAGCUAUCUAGCUGGUAAUUGGUAACCGUCGCCUAUACAUAUACAUAAACAGUACCAUAUAUAUUAUUAUCAUAUGACAUUCCGAAGAACUAAGAUGUUAUGUCUCCAUAUGUUGUAAUUUCACUGCUGUAACUACAAUCUACAAUCAAAACUCAGCUUACAAAGCAAGCUGCAUAGCGGCUGCAAUAGGUGUGAACUAAGUACCCACUACUACCCUCGAAGACGACAUUACUUCAGUACAAAGUCUAUCCUAGUUAACAUUUAUAUUCAGGAAGAUUAGUUUAUUUAAGUAAAUCUUUUUGACUAAUUUUAAGAUAUUCUAAUGAAAUUAAAUUAAGUGAAUAUUAUUUAUUAUAAAUGAAUGGACGUGGUAAACUAUUCAAAAUUCUAACACAGUAAACUGGUAACAUAGCGCCUUAAUACCAUUAAUAAAUAUACUUAAUGCAUUCUAGAUUGGAUAAUGAAACCGUGACUCUAUAAGAAAAUUAUUGCUAGUUAAUAAAUAUAAAACAAAAAAUACAACAACAACAUAAUACAUAAUCGUAACAUUUACCGCAAUAAUAUUAUUCAUAUAUUGUCAUAGAUAUUUAUAAGCCGUUAAACAGGACCCUAGUAAUAGUGUCAAAACAACGGGAUAAGUAAUCUUUUUUGGUAAAUAUCGCGUUUAUGUAUAUUUAUAAUUAAAAACACCCGUGAAUUAAUAAUUAAAACAGAAUUGAUUAGCUGAUUUAGAACAUCGGAUUGUUUUGAUUCUGUUACGUAUGGUGCAAUGAUUAAAUGACAAGA